Molecule: messenger RNA, 2166 nt
Organism: Pseudoliparis swirei
Lineage: Eukaryota; Metazoa; Chordata; Actinopteri; Perciformes; Liparidae
Product: ADP-ribosylation factor GTPase-activating protein 3-like
Exons: 16
Coding region: 93-1691 (532 amino acids)
Biological process (GO): COPI coating of Golgi vesicle
Molecular function (GO): GTPase activator activity
Source: RefSeq, a predicted model, not a curated record
CAGUCGAUUGAGGAAAACACAGCGGCUAUUUUUUGUUCAUCCUACAAGCUGCGUGGCUGUCGAACCGUCAGUUUUAUUCCAUACAUAGAACAAUGUCCGUGCCGGGCAAGCAGGACAUCGCCGCGAUUUUUAAGCGACUUCGCGCGGUUCCUCCAAAUAAGGUUUGCUUUGACUGCUCAGCUAAAAACCCCAGUUGGGCCAGCAUCACCUACGGUGUGUUCCUGUGUAUAGAUUGCUCUGGGACACACAGAUCUCUUGGGGUGCACCUGACCUUCAUCAGGUCCACAGAGCUGGAUUCCAAUUGGUCGUGGUUUCAGCUCAGAUGUAUGCAAGUGGGAGGCAACGCCAAUGCGAUUUCCUUCUUCAGUCAACAUGGAUGCACAACCAGCGCGGCCAAUACCAAGUACAACAGCCGGGCUGCUACCCUGUACAAAGACAAGAUGAAGACUUUAGCCACACAAGCGACCAGACUCCAUGGCACUGAGCUGUGGCUUGGCAGUCAGGCUCCUCUCUCCUCAACGUUACCAGAGGACAAGCAGUUGGAUUUCUUCAGUCUGCAUUCACAGACUCUUCCUGACAAUUUGAACAUGCCCAAACCGAGUCUCAGCGUCACCACAUCAGAGAAGCCUUCAACCGAGCAAACGGAGGAAGAGAGAAACGGUAAUCUAGAUGAUGGUCCCAGUGUGAAUAUGCUGAGUGGUUAUCCAAAAACAAGUUCAGAGCCCUCCUCUCUUCUGAAGAAGAAGCCGAGCGCUGCCAAGAAAACGUUGGCCUCUAAGAAGGGCGGCCUGGGCGCCCAGAAGGUCAGCAGCAAGAGUUUCUCCGAUCUAGAGAAGAAGGCUCAAGCGGCCGACAAGCUCCGGGAGAAAGACGACCGCCCCGGUGCCGCCAAGAACAACCAGCCUGAGCAGUCCAUCUCUCCGUUCCUGCGGCUGGCCUGUCAGGAUUUCGAGCAGCAGAGGAAAAUGGAGGAAAAUAAGUUGAAGGGCUUGGAGGGGAAUAAGAAGGUGCAAGCGGAGCGACUGGGCAUGGGCCUCGGCAUGCGGAGUGGAGUGUCUCACUCUGUGACAUCAGACAUGCACAUCAUCCAGCAGGAGAGUCCAAUGGGGAAGAAGGAGCAAAGGACCAAAGCACGACUGUUCACUGAGGAUGAUGAGGACGAAGGGUCCUUCAGCUCUAGGAUCUUGUCCCGCUUUGAGGAUCAAACGGAAACCGCCGAUAUCUUCGCGGCGAGGUGGGACGAUCGAGGUGAGGAGGGUGGCUGGCUGAAGGAGAGCAAGAAACCAGAGCCGGACUUCUUCUUGGCCUCCACCAUCACAUCUCUGAACGACAGACCCACGGGCAGAAGAAAACACGAAGCCGCCCCGGUGUCGGACACAGGAGAAGCUCAGAAAAAGUUUGGCGGCAACGUGAAAGCCAUCUCCUCCGACAUGUUCUUUGGGAAAAAAGAUAACUUCGAGUACGAGGCCAAAUCUCGACUGGAAAGAUAUUCUGGGAGUUCCUCGAUAAGUUCAGCGGACCUGUUCGAGGAUCCAAAGAAACAAACCGCGAGCUCCUACCGCCUGACCAACGUGCUGCCCAGCGCUCCCGACAUGUCGCAGCUCAAGCUGGGCGUGCGCACCGUCGCGGGGAAGCUCUCCGUCAUGGCCAGCGGCGUCGUCAACACCAUUCAGGAUCACUACAGCUCCUGAGCCGCGGUGCGCCUCCUCUUGGAGUCGGCGCCCUUAAUAGUCGUCCUCUCCUGAACGGAGUCAGAUAAGUUUCCCAGUGAGUCGCUGGGAGCCAAUAUCUGUUCUAUGAAGGCAUCCGAAAUGACACCCUGAAUGCAUCUAUAUCUAGUUUUUUAUUAGAUUGUGUGUGUGUGUAUGUGUAUAUAUAUAUAUAUAUAUCUAUAUAUACAAGAGUUGUUUGAAUCAGGAGGAUCAAGCACAAUAUUUUCAGUGGAAGUAAUGCCCCCCCCCUCCCCCUGUGUACAGUACAGUUAUGAAGAAUAUUUAGUUUGCAGUUUAUUGCUUAGUUUGCGUUGAGAUCUUUGGGAGGGGUUUAAUUAUUUAGAAGUAUUAGUAUAUGUAUAACAGGGUUUAUGAUGUUUUCAAGGAUGGAUAUUUGCAUUUUGAUUCCUUUUUGAGUUGAAAAGGUUAAAAAGAUAAUAAACAGUGGAGACGA